AUGCCUUUUCAUAGCCUAAUACAACAUCAAACUGAUUACGAAAUCAUACCGACCCAACGUCCUGUACCAUUACCUUGUAAACAUUGCAAAUGUCCAAGUUUUCAUGUGAUGCCUAAAUGUGGAAGUCAAAUUGCACGAUGUCAUUGUAAACAUUAUGCAACGGAACAUAGUGUGACAGCACCUUAUUUUUGUUCAAAUUCCAAUUGUAAAUGUAGUGGUUUUCGAACAAGUAUGCGUUGUGAUUGUGGCAUUGAAUUGCAUAAACACGAAAUGAUUAUGGAAACCGCUGAAGAACGUCGUAGUAGAGGUAAACCAAUCGGUCAACCGUCACCAUAUCAAGCUAUGGGUGGUCUAACUGGAUUUAGUUCACUGGCAUCAGGUAUUCAACGUAUGGAUCCAAGUGGUGCAGGCCCGUUGUUGUCAGAAGAAGAAAUAAAUGCAUCAAUUACAUCAGAAGAUCAUCCAUUUCUCCGAAGUCAUGCACAAGGAAUUUUCAAUUAUAAAUUAGCAAUAAAUGAUAUGGCAGGUGCUGAACGUGAACGACAUGAAGUUGAGUCACAGAUGCGUCGUCCAGGAGAAUCUGAAUUAGAUUAUUAUGAACGUCGUUAUCAAGAAAGAGAAAAAGGUAAAUAUAUUAAGAAAUCUUGAACUAGGAUAAACGUUGGUCGAAUCUUAAAUUGAAA
Schistosoma turkestanicum is the source of this 683-nucleotide messenger RNA. Lineage: Eukaryota; Metazoa; Platyhelminthes; Trematoda; Strigeidida; Schistosomatidae. The record is from the annotation of a GenBank genome assembly.